UUUCACUGUCAACACUCGUGCCCUGAGCCGCACAACUUGUUACAGGUGCUCCUACCAGGUCACAGAGUUAGAAUUCACGAUGGGUUGCGGAGGAUCCAAGAACACUACUGCUAGCAGCACCAAACCGUCCGUGGACCUCUACUUGGCCUAUUUCUCCCCACCAUGUCGAGCAGUUCUUAUGCUCGCCAAAGAGAUCGGAUUGGAGCUUAACCACAAGAUACUAGAUCUACAGAAGGGGGAGGCCAAGACUCCAGAGUUCUUGGCGAUGAAUCCUUGUCACUGUGUCCCAACUAUCAAGGACGGAGACUUGGCGCUCUGGGAAAGUGUUGCGAUCAUGGUCUAUUUGAACGACAAGUACGCAAAAGACCCUGCGAAGCUCUACCCGACUGACCACCAGAAGAGAGCUAAAGUCAACCUCCUGUUCGGAUUCCACAGACAGUAUGAUGCCAACAUCGGUGCCUAUGUGGCACCCCAGGUACUUCGGGGAGAAGACGCCGACCCGGAGAAGGAGGAGAAAGUCAAGACGAGCCUGGAGCUGCUGAACAAAAUGUUGGAGGGGAAAACUUACGUGGCAGGGGACUGUCUCACACUGGCAGACUUCGGUAUGAUGGCCUCCCUGACCCUCUUAGACUUCAAAGGGUACGACUACAAGAGCAACUACCCCUGCAUCAGUGCCUGGAACGACCGCAUGAGGGCGCUUCCGUACUUUGAGGAGUGCAACAAGGGGUGGUACGAGAUGGUGAAGUCCAUGUCCGCGUAGUCUCUACCAGACCAUGGAGGAUAGCCUCUACCAGGCUUCGGGAGGCGGCUGGAAAGAGUAGAAA
Molecule: messenger RNA, 824 nt
Organism: Branchiostoma belcheri (Belcher's lancelet)
Lineage: Eukaryota; Metazoa; Chordata; Leptocardii; Amphioxiformes; Branchiostomatidae
Product: glutathione S-transferase 1-like
Exons: 5
Coding region: 80-760 (226 amino acids)
Biological process (GO): glutathione metabolic process
Molecular function (GO): glutathione transferase activity
Source: RefSeq, a predicted model, not a curated record